AUGAUCACUUCUCGCAUAGUGCUUGAUGAAGAAGCUGUUAAGCUACCCCGCUAUGCAGUACCGCCCCCUCACGCAGCUAUGGCAUUCGCCUCAGGAAGUACAUCUCGUCCUAGUAGUACAUUAUCGAGUCGUGGGGGGUCAUGUGGCUCCACGUUGACAAAGUCUGAGGCAAGAUCGUCGUUUCUCAUCGCGGCAGUGGCCGAAAAUCGCGCACGUGAAAUAGGAAUCUGUGCGAUCGAUCUGGUGUCCCCUUAUGAGCUCCUCUUGUGGACGGUUAUUGACUCGCAUUCUUACGUAAACGCACUGUCACUUCUUAAAGCCUAUCAGCCAGUUGAAAUUCUCGUGACCGAAACCUCAAAGGCUAAAAAAGUCAACGAGGAAAUUUGUAAAAACUUUGCUGGAUCGAGUUGUCGAGUCGUCCCGCUUGCACGAAAGUAUUUUGAUCAGACAAAAGGAGCAGAAGAUAUUAAACGAGUGAUGGCAAACAGUGUCGAUAUAAAUAUCGGAAGGAACUACGUUGCUAUGGCAUCCGUAGCAUGUGUCAUGAAGUACAUCGAGUAUAUUCAAGGGGUAUACAUUGCCGAAAAGAGCAUGAAGAUUGUUAUUAGCCCAUCGAUAUGCAAGCUGCUUAUGGACCAGGCGACAAUUUCAUCACUCGAAUUAGUCCAAGGUGCACAAGGGAGAAAGGAUAAUCAGUCUCUUUGCAAAAUGCUAAAUAACACUCAGACCUCGGCUGGGAAUCGGCUGUUAAGAUCUACGAUACUGCAACCGACAUGCCACCUGAAAACUAUUCAUGCGCGGCAUGAAGUCGUUGGGGUCUUCCUCGAUAACCCUGCUUGGUAUUUCGAUGUUAUGGAGGAGCUACGUGAAUUUGUUGAUUUGGAUCGAUUGCUGAGUCAACUUGUUUUUGUUCCGAAAGCUAUCACGCCACGUGCUUCACGAAUCGCCAUUGGCAGUGUAAUUGCGCUGAAACAUAUGUUAGACUGUCUGCCGAAAAUGGUUUCGUGCUUGGAAGCAGCCUCAGUGAAGUUAGAUCAACCGUGUACAUUGCUCGACUCGAUAAUUGUGAUUUUGCGCGACGAGCAAUUCACAGGCAUCAAAGCAGACAUUGAGCGCGUUGUAAACGACAGAGUCAAGGUUUGUCGUUCUGCUGCACAAAAGCGUAUCCAAGAAUGUUUUGCCGUCAGAGCGGGUGUUGAUGGCAUGCUUGACGUCGCUCGUCGAACUUAUCUUGACACAAUCGAGAAAAUUCACGAAGUUGUACACACUUACAAGGAAAAUAUUGGCUUCCCUAUUCGGCUUAAUUAUACGGCAAGACGAGGAUAUCAUUUGGCCGUCCCCGUUAAUAUCAAGGAGUUACCUUCGAGCUUCAUCGAGAGGGUAACAAAUCGAAAUGUGAUCUGUUGCUCUACCAAAGUAUUAGUUUCGCUUAAUGUGAGGCUUACGGAAGCCGUAACCGCGGUCUACAAGUUGUCAAAUGAUGUAAUUCAACAGCUCCUUGACAAAAUCCGCCCUCGAGCCUCGGCUAUGCACGCUAUGGUUGAAAGUAUUGCAUUGCUUGAUAUGCUUCUCAGCUUUGUAAAUGUUGUAGCUCUCUCGCCUCCAGAUCGGCCAUAUACGAGGCCAACAGUUACCGAGCACGGGAAUUUUAUCAUCAAGAAAGGACGACAUCCGCUCGUUGAGUGCGUCCUAAAAGAUCGGCGAUAUAUCCCAAGCGACACUUUCUUUGAUCCAUCUAGUACAUUCCAUCUCGUCACUGGCCCAAAUUGUGCAGGCAAGUCGACGUAUUUGCGGGCUACAGCACUUAUUACAAUCAUGGCUCAAAUGGGGUGUUACGUUCCUGCUUCUGACGCCGCUAUCCCGAUUCGAGAUCGAAUUUGUACCAGAUUUGGGACGUCGGAUGAUAUGGAAGAGAAUGCAAGUUCUUUUGCCGUUGAGAUGACUGAGACAGCGUUCAUCCUGGAAACAUGCACAUCGAGAUCCUUAGUAUUAAUCGAUGAAUUAGGUCGAGGCACAGCCAACGACGAGGGGGCCGCGAUUGCAUGGAGCAUUGGUGAGGAGUUAAUACAAAGAGGAGCAUUCACGUGCUUUGCAACCCAUUAUCAUCAACUUAAUUACCUCUCUCAGCUCUAUCCUCGCUGCCGAUGCUACCACAUGGGAGCAGGAAUCACUACCAAUUCUUUUCACUUUCGUUACGUUCUAAAGGAUGGCCCUUUUCCAUCCACCGACAUGUAUGGAAUCAAGACAGCUGCGCUUAGUGGGCUGCCAACAGGAUUGAUUCGUGAAGCAGAGGAAAUAUACCAAACGGUGCAACUUAACCGCGAAACUCAUGAGAACUCGAUGCAUGAAGUCUCAACGAUCAAUUGUGUCGAGAAGAUCAACAGGAAUUUGCUGCAUCAUUUAUAUGUGCUUCGUUGUGCAGAUCUAAACUUUGAAGAUCUUCGCCGCCAACUUCACCAUCUUCAAACUCGAUUUUUAGCCCCGACAGCAAAAUUGCAAUAA
Messenger RNA from Plasmopara halstedii, 2502 nucleotides. Its product is annotated as dna mismatch repair protein. Gene Ontology annotation, cellular component: nucleus. Gene Ontology annotation, molecular function: ATP binding; mismatched DNA binding; ATP-dependent DNA damage sensor activity. Bases 1 to 2502 code for a protein of 833 amino acids. NCBI's taxonomy places the organism in Eukaryota, Oomycota, Peronosporomycetes, Peronosporales, Peronosporaceae. The transcript is spliced from 20 exons. The record is from RefSeq and is a predicted model, not a curated record. Gene Ontology annotation, biological process: mismatch repair; reciprocal meiotic recombination.